UUGGUUAGCAACCAUCGACGUUGUUUAUACAUUCAACAGUUUCCGCUUUGAAAAUUUCGGUGAUCGUCAAGGGUAACCCAGCGGGGGUGAAAAACAAAUUUGAACAUCAGAAAACCUCUCUUGACUAACCUUGUUCGAACGGUCAACUGCAGCCAGUCGUUAAUAUUGGUCAGAAAUGGAAAAGUAUUGGUAACUAAUACACACUAUAGCACCAAAAAAUGUCACUGCAAGAUAUGCACUUAUAACGUCCAAUGUAGAGUUCACGCACGCGCUUGAACAGUCAGCCCGAAUAUGAACACAAACAUAAUAGGAAAAAUAAGAACGGCUAAAGCAAGAGAAAAAGAAAACCGUCUUCGCGAUUCUCUCUCAGCUUUUAACUCAUGUAUAAGCAAACCAAAGACUGGCGUAUCUAUUUCCUUUAAUAAUUUAAAGUACUGGUCCGUACGAGGCUUAAAAGUAAACACAUUUAAGAGUGUAGCAUACACUAUAGCAUAUAUCGUAACAGAAUUACUCAGCCUAUUCAAUAUGGGAUGCUCCUCUUCAAAAUCCAGGCCAUCAAGAGACUCGAACAGCAUUACAGCUGAAAUAACUAGUCUAGACAAUAACGAAGAAUACGUCGAAGCAUUUAUUUGCGACGAGAACGAUAUAGUCGAAAAUGAAAUGAAAUCAUAUGACUUGGAUUCGGGUAAAAUACUUUUGAUUAAAAAAAAUGGCAGUUUGUCGGCAAUUGGAAAUAAAUGUUCGCAUUAUGGAGCCUUGCUUUCCACUGGAGUUCUAGGCAAAGACCGAGUUCGAUGCCCAUGGCAUGGGGCCUGUUUCAAUAUAAAAACUGGUGACAUCGAAGAUUUUCCAGGGCAGGACUCGUUACCAUGUUUUAGUGUAAAGGUUGUAAAAGGAAGGGUGCUGGUCCGUGCCAAACGUUCCGAACUUUUGACGGGAAAACGAAUAAAGUCAAUGGUUCCAAGAUUGAGCCAUAACAAUCAUACAUUUGUUAUAAUUGGAGCCGGCCCUUCUGGAGCAAUAUGUGCAGAAACAUUACGACAAGAAGGUUUUACUGGUCGAAUUAUAAUGAUAAACAAGGAACCGUGUCUCCCUUAUGAUCGAGUAUUGGUUAGCAAAGUAAUGGAUUUUGAUCUUAAUAAUAAAUUAUUACGAAACGAGAAAUUUUACGCUGAACACAACAUUGAGACUAUUUUAGACACAACCGUUACAGCAAUGAAUAACUCUACUCGGGAGUUAACUCUAAGCAAUGGAUAUAAAAUCAAAUACGACAAAGCAUACAUAGCCACAGGGUCAAAACCACGAAAACCACAGAUCGACGGAGCUGAUUUACCAAAUAUUUGCGUCCUUCGUUCAAAUGAAGACGCCAAAUACUUAAACGGCCUUUUGAGUCUCGAUAAACAUGUCGUUAUACUUGGUGUUAGUUUUAUAGGACUAGAAGCAGCCGCUUAUUGUGUAAACAAAGUUGCUAAAGUAACUGUAAUUGGUCGCAGUGAUGUACCGUUGAAAGAAUCUUUUGGCGAAAAAAUUGGGGCUAGGAUAAUGGAAUUAUUUAUAGAAAAAGGUAUAGAUUUUGUCAUGAACUCAGGUAUAAGGCGUUGUAUUGGUGACGAUAAUCGGAAGCUAAUCUCAGUAGAGCUACUGAAUGGAACGUUGUUGAAAGCGGAUUUGUGCGUUAUGGGCAUUGGUUCAACAUUAUACACAUCGUUUCUACAAGGUUCGGAUGUUAAGGUGAACCAAAAUGGUUCUAUUGAUACUAAUCUAUAUUUGGAAACAAACGUGGAAGGCGUUUUCGCAGGCGGGGACAUUGCAAAUGCACCGGUAUACUGCAUAGACCAACAGCUUGCAACGAUUGGACACUAUCCUUUGGCUCAAUACCAUGGUAGAAUAGCUGCAUUAAAUAUGAUUGGAAAAACUGUGGAACUGAAGGCUGUUCCAUAUUUUUGGACAAUGCUUUUUGGUAAAAGUUUUCGAUAUGCAGGAUACGGUAAAUCACAUGACACAAUGAUUGAAGGUGACUUGCAGCAGCUGAAUUUUGUAGCAUUUUUUUUUAAUAAUGAAGAAAAAGUUAUCGCCAUUGCGUCUUGUGGUAGAGAUCCAAUUGUCUCACAGUUUGCUGAAUACCUUUAUCAAGGGAAUGUAUUACAUAAACGUGACCUCAUCGUUGAUCCAUUUUUUUGGGCUAAAAGCAUUUAGAAUGGUAUUUUCAAUGCGCAUUAGUUUUACAGUAUUAUUUUUUGGGGUUCCCAGCAACGAAAUGUUUUGAUAUAUAUUUUUUUUAAUCAACAAGCAUAUAAAAAUAAAUGUAACCACAUUAAAUAAAAUAUAAAUAUCCUA
Molecule: messenger RNA, 2337 nt
Organism: Sabethes cyaneus
Lineage: Eukaryota; Metazoa; Arthropoda; Insecta; Diptera; Culicidae
Product: apoptosis-inducing factor 3-like
Exons: 5
Coding region: 292-2196 (634 amino acids)
Cellular component (GO): cytoplasm
Molecular function (GO): 2 iron, 2 sulfur cluster binding; oxidoreductase activity, acting on NAD(P)H; flavin adenine dinucleotide binding
Source: RefSeq, a predicted model, not a curated record